Messenger RNA from Effrenium voratum, 2109 nucleotides. The record is from the annotation of a GenBank genome assembly. NCBI's taxonomy places the organism in Eukaryota, Dinophyceae, Suessiales, Symbiodiniaceae.
AUGCGCCCCUCCGUUCUCGAUCCGCUGUUUGCGCCGGUGACCACGCUUGAAGGCGUCGGUGCAAAGGUCGGCGGCCUGAUCGCGCUGGCGCUGGGCCGCGGCGGCGAUCGGGGCGAACCGCAUGUCGGCGCGCUGUUGUUCCAUCUGCCCCAUUCGGUGAUCGACCGCAGCGCCCGGCCGACCAUCAUGGCGGCGGUCCCCGGCACGAUCGUCACGCUGACGCUGCAUGUCGACCGGCACCAGGCGCCGCCGCGCGGCAACCGGCGGGUGCCGUACCGCGUUUUCUGCCACGACGAAUCGGGCGAGAUCGCACUGACCUUCUUCCGCGCCCAUGGCCAAUGGCUGGAGCGCACCCUUCCCGUCGGCGAAACGGUGCUCGUGUCCGGCAAGGUGGAAUGGUUCAAUGGCCGCGCCUCGAUGGUGCAUCCCGACCAUAUAGUGACCGAAGACGAGGCCGACAGCCUGCCGCUGAUCGAACCGGUCUAUCCGAUGACCGCGGGGCUGUCGGGCAAGGUGCUGCGCCGCGCGAUCCUGCAGGCGCUCGACCGGAUGCCGGACCUGCCCGAAUGGCUCGACGCGGCGCUUCUUGCGCGCGAGCGCUGGCCCGCCAUGGCCGGGGCACUCGCGGCUAUCCAUCAUCCGCAAUCGGCCGCCGAUAUCGGCCUUGAGACCGUCAAUCGCCGGCGGCUCGCCUAUGAUGAGUUGCUGGCAGGGCAAUUGGCGCUCGCGCUUGUGCGCGCAAGGGCCAAACGCACCGCCGGCCGCUCGCUGUCGGGCGACGGCAGUCUGGUUGCCGCCGUCACAUUGGCUUUCGGCCAUCCGCUGACGGGCGCGCAGCAGCGUUCCUUCGAUGAGAUUGCUGCCGACAUGGCCGCGCCCGACCGCAUGCUGCGGCUUCUUCAGGGCGAUGUGGGCUCCGGCAAGACGAUCGUCGCGCUGAUGGCGCUGGCGCGCGCGGUCGAAGCCGGCAUGCAGGGCGCGCUGAUGGCGCCGACCGAAGUGCUCGCCCGCCAGCACAUGGCGACCAUCGGCCCGCUGGCGGAAAAGGCCGGGCUGCGCGUCGCCAUCCUGACCGGGCGCGACAAGGGCGCCCGCCGCGCCGAGACCCUGACUGCGCUGGAAGCCGGCGACAUCGACAUUCUGGUCGGCACCCAUGCCCUCUUCCAGGAAGGCGUCACCUUCGCCGAUCUUGGUCUGGCCGUGAUCGACGAGCAGCACCGGUUCGGCGUGCACCAGAGGUUGCUGCUGGCGCAAAAGGGCGGCGGCGCCGACAUGCUGGUGAUGACCGCCACACCGAUCCCGCGCACGCUGGUGCUGACCGCCUACGGCGACAUGGAUGUCUCAAAGCUCGACGAAAAGCCCGCCGGCCGCAAGCCGGUCGCCACCGUCGCCAUGCCGAUCGCGCGCCUGGACGAGCUUCUGAACCGCAUCCGCACGGCAGUCGACGAGGGGCGCAAGAUCUACUGGAUCUGCCCGCUGGUCGAGGACAGCGAGGAGGUGCCCGUCAUGUCGGCCGAGGCACGCCAUGGCGAACUGGCGGGCCUUUUCGGCGACAGCGUGGGUCUGGUGCAUGGCCGCAUGGCCGGGCCGGAAAAGGACGCCGCGAUGGCCGCCUUCAAGGCCGGCGAGACACGUCUUUUGGUCGCGACGACCGUCAUAGAAGUCGGCGUCGACGUGCCGGACGCGACGAUCAUGGUGAUCGAACAUGCCGAACGGUUCGGCCUGUCGCAGCUGCACCAGUUGCGCGGACGGGUCGGGCGCGGCGCGGACGCUUCGUCCUGCAUCCUGCUCUAUGGCGAACCUUUGGGCGAAACCGCCCGCGCCCGGCUCGACGUCAUGCGGCGCACGGAAGACGGGUUCGUGAUCGCCGAGGAGGAUCUGCGGCUGCGCGGCGAAGGCGAACUGCUUGGCACCCGCCAGUCCGGCACGCCGGGAUUCACGCUGGCGCGGCUCGAAGCCCAUGGCGACCUUCUGCCGGUGGCGCGCGACGAUGCACGGCUGGUGCUCCAAACCGAUCCGGAGCUCAUGUCGGAACGCGGCAAGGCGCUGCGAAUCCUUCUUUACCUGUUCGAGCGCGACGCGGCGGUUCGGCUUUUGGGGGCAGGUUAG